AUGGCAACAGACUCAGCGACACGCCGGUUUGUUUGGGGGCUCGUGCUUCUCUGUGUCCAGGUUUUGCCGUUGGAGAGCAAUUUAACAAGAUCCUCUACAAAGGCGGAUGUUCUGACGCCAUACAAAGAAGGCCAUGGCCCCUCCCACUCCUAUCACCACGUUAGAGACUGCCAGCAUGUGGUCCAUGGAAGCAGAACAUUUGAGACCUGGCCCUCAGGUAGCCAUGAUGCCCUCCCUGUGGCCGAGUCCACUGUCUUCAUAUCAAACAAGCCAGGCAGGACGUCCCGCCGGGUCCACGGCCACAUGGUGUUCGUUCACGACCCGCUGAAGACCGUGUCGGUGUUGGAGCCGGGAGGGCCGGGCGGCUGUGAGAGGAGCCACAGGGUGACAGUGCAGGAGACGGCGGAGGCUGCCGGGUGUCUGUACGCUCUGAACGCCGGCUUCUUCAACACCACGACCGACGGUUGUCUUGGCAACGUGGUGAGCGACGGUAAACUGGUGAGGGACAGCCAGGGGGUGCAGAACGCCCAGUUUGGCAUCAAGAAGGACGGCAGCCUCGUGUUUGGGUAUCUGUCCCAGGAAGAUGUGUUGGACCAGUCAAACCCGUUUGUGCAGCUGGUCAGCGGUGUGAUGUGGCUGCUGAGGAACGGGGAGGUUUACAUCAACCAGAGCCUGCAGGCCGAGUGUGACAAACUGGUGGAUCAGGAGGUGUUCAGGGAUUUUGUGGAUGUGCUGUCAGCGAGGACGGUGGUGGGUCACGACGCCCAGGGCAACCUGGUCCUGUUUCAUGUGGACGGACAGACCAACGAACGAGGCAUGAGUCUCUGGGAGGUGGCAGAGUUCCUGAAGACAAACGGCGUAAUCAAUGCCAUCAAUCUGGACGGAGGCGGGUCUUCCAGCUUUGUUAUCAACAGCACGUUGGCCAGCUACCCGGCGGACAAAUGUAAAUCUGACAGCAGGUGGCGCUGUGCUCGGCCUGUCUCCACCAUCCUGUGUGUUCAUCAGCGGCGCUGCAAGCCGGAAAAAUGCAGCAAAAACGGAAAGUGUGUGGACGGACGCUGUCGGUGUCAGGAGGGCUGGCAGGGAGACGCCUGUGACUCUCUAAUGUGUCAGCCUGCAGCAUGCAGUCCUCACGGCGUCUGCACACCGGGUGGGUGUGUCUGUGAUUCUGGAUGGAGAGGAAUGAACUGCAGCGAAGAGUGCCUACCAGGUUUCUACGGCAUCGGCUGCAGACAGACCUGCGUCUGCUUCAACGGAGCGUCCUGUAACCACGUCCAUGGAAGCUGCAUGUGUCCUCCUGGUUUCCAUGGCAACUUCUGUGAACAAGUGUGUCCUCCAGGUUUCUACGGUGUGUCCUGCGCUGAGAGGUGUCAGUGUGACGAUCAGUGUCCCUGUAACCCGCUGACAGGAAACUGUGUUGUCAACAUCGACGACAGGUUAAACCAUCUUCUUUCCUCUGCAGGUCGAUGUUUGGCGAAACAGUUGUUUACAUCAUGGCAGGACCUUUACAGAGACAGACCUUCUCAGACAAAUCAAACGUGGCUGAUAGUCACCGUCACUCUGGCUCUCUUUCUGUUGAUCCGACUGGCUGUUCACCUCCUGCGGGCGAGUCGGAGGUGGUUCCUCUUCAGUUAUAGAUACUUUCCCCUGAGCAACAUCAGCAAACAGACGCCGCUCGCUGCAGCUGUACAGAGUCUGUGA
This is a messenger RNA of Labrus bergylta (ballan wrasse), 1701 nucleotides long. NCBI's taxonomy places the organism in Eukaryota, Metazoa, Chordata, Actinopteri, Labriformes, Labridae. The record is from RefSeq and is a predicted model, not a curated record.